Schistosoma bovis is the source of this 3646-nucleotide messenger RNA. The record is from the annotation of a GenBank genome assembly. Lineage: Eukaryota; Metazoa; Platyhelminthes; Trematoda; Strigeidida; Schistosomatidae.
AGAAUUAUAAAGGCACGUAAUGCCAACCUCUGAUAUACAUAAUAAAUAUCGAGAAGUUAAAGAAAACUUUGAAAAUUACUUUAAUACAUUCGUCAGUCUGUUACAUCAUGACCAUCCAAAAAGUCUUCAAUUGGCAGAACAACAUUUCCAAAAUGUAACUUCGUAUAAUUUAUCUAGUGGCAAACGAAUUCGAGGAGUGUUAGUUGUCCUUUCGUAUAUGGUGUUCAGCAAUAAAAAUGAAAACUCUAGGAAAAACUUGUCGUGUGCAUAUCUUAUUGGUUGGUGUGUCGAAUUGUUACACGCAGGAUUCCUUGUUUUGGAUGAUAUAAUUGACAAUUCUACACUUAGACGGGGCCAACCGUGUUGGCAUUGUACUCAGAUAGAUUUAAACCGUGGAUUAAUUGGAGUUAAUGAUGGUUUACAUCUGAUUUUAUCAUCGAAAUACUUGAUCCACUCUUUAUUUGCUGAAAAUCAAAGUAAUGUUGAUUCAUAUUCAUGGAAGGACAAAAAUAACGUAUAUCUCAAAUUAUGCAAAUUGUUUGAUGAAAUUAGUUACAAAACGUGUUCUGGCCAAUGCUUGGAUGUACUAUCAGCAAAUCCUAAUAAUCAAUGUAUUUUGAACGGAAAACAGAAUAAUUUGGAGUUUGAUAGUUUUGCUCGAAACUACUCAUCAGAUGUCUUUGAAGCUAUAACACACUGGAAGACGGGUUAUUAUACUUUUUAUCUACCUGUAGCGUGUGGAAUGAUUUUGGCUGAAGUUGAUGAUACAGAUGAUAUUUUCAAAAAUGUUCAAUACAUCCUCCUUAAAUUGGGUAACUACUUUCAAGCCCAGGAUGACUAUUUAGAUUGUUUUGGUGACAGUGAAAUUACUGGAAAAGUUGGGACUGAUAUAGCAGAAGGCAAAUGUACAUGGCUAAUUGUUGAAGCGUUAAAAUACCUUUCACCUGAACAAUAUAAAAUACUUAAAUGUUAUGUCUAUACACAGUAGCUGCAUAUUUAAUAAAUCUCGAUGAGUCUAAACUUGAGAAACUUGAGGUUAAGUAAAAGAAUACGAUGUCUUUAUUCAUUAUUAACGUUAAUUAGUACUGGAAGUAUUCACGUUUAUUACCAAGUCAUUGAACAUCCAAUGGUUUCUUCAUAACUUUGUUUACGGUCGCCUUGUCAGAACGCGAGAUGUGCCCUCAUAUUAUAUUUGAAUAUGGUUCACUUUGACGCACCAAACUGGUCUUUCCUUGUGAAUUUAUGACAAUUUAUUUCCUAGCUGUGUUUGCGUCUGUCUGUUACCCAUAUUCCUCCCACCCGUUUCUAAAAGCAAAUCCCUAUGAUCUAUCGAUAACUACAGUGAUCAUUAUUUUGCGUAUUGGUCCAUGUCAGUACAAAACACUUACGUGUAUCCUAAAAUAGUCAUAAUUUUGUUGACAUCGAUAUAUGCAUAAUGAGAUUGCGACUGCUAUUCCCAAGACAUAUUUUAUGAGUAUCUGAUAUUUGGCCAAUGUCUAGUUUUGUUCCAAUUGUUUCUCUUAUUCGUUCCUAUUUUGAUGGAUAGCAUUUUAUUAGUUUCUUUUUCAAAUUUACUUCUGAACUGGCUGAUGCUUUAUCAAAAUCAUAUGAAAUUAUACUGCUUACCUACACUUAGUCCAUCCAAAAUUGUUGUGUACCGCUUGCAAGUUUUAAUUAAAAUUUUACGGUAACUAUCUUAGUCAAGUAACUUUAUUUACGCCAUUUUCAAAAUUUUGGUCUUUCCUGUGAUUCAUGUGUCAGGUUGUAUUUUGUAGCUUUUUACGUUCUUAAACACUUCCAUUUCUUAGUUAUUCCUGCACAGGUCACACGGAAUCUUUGUUUUGUCAUACCCUAGUUUGAAUACUUUUAAUGUGUAGAUAAAACUACAAUCUUCAAACAUUCAAAUGAAGUCCUUUAGUAAAUUUAAGGGACUAUAAUCGAAAAUCUUUUUAUGCUAUGUGGUCUAUUAUUGAAUAUUGUAAAUUUACCAUAUUUUAUUCCAUUCCUAUGUUCUUCGUCAAUAUUCAUGAACCAAUAUACUUCUAAUUUAACCAAUCACCUUAUGUUAUUGAAUACCUGGACUGUAUGUUUUCAGUCUUUCAUGAUGUUAAUGCCUGUACAUGAACAAAAAACAACUAUCCAUCACUAAUUUUUGAAUGAAAAUGAUAAGAAUCUAGUCAUCACUCCGUUCAUCUUGGUAUUCGUAUACUUUUAUACUGGUACGAAUAUUGGAAAAGUUGUAAAUGUUGGAACCAGUUUUCCAACCAUUACUUAUAUUUUUAUUGUUGCAUUUGUAUAUUCCCCUUAUUGUGAUCUCCCAGUAGACCUAGUAACCAUUGUUUUGAAUCCUCCCGUUUCUCAAUUAUUAUCAAUUAGUUAUGCAUUAUUAACCUUGCUCUCUGCCAUUUACGGCAUGAUUGUUCUUAAAAUAUAAUCUCUUAUUUUUUGUGCUGUAUGGUCAGGCAUUUCAAGUAUAUUAUUGAGUGAGUUUUGAGUGAUAAUUGAAUUGAGCACAAUAGAUAAUAAAUCUACUUUCUAUACGCGUCUCCUAAUUGGCUACUGGGUUAGAUGGAGCUCGACGGUCAAUAAGCAUUGAGGUCUUGGGUGUUGUUCAUUAGUCAGUGUGUCUUGGUAAUUGUUAAGUCACCGGUCCUAUUGGGAAUAUGGGUGAACUAAUCUGUAAUCGGAAUUUUGAUUAGGCAGUAUAACACAUAUUAUCGAUUCGCCUAUCGAUUCAUAAUAUAUGCCACCAGUUAUUCAGUUGUCAAGAUUUAGUCAAAUGCUUGGGUUUUGACGUAUACAAGUAGUAUUGUCAAAUCAUAGAUGAAAUGUUGGUGUUGUGUUGUGUGGUGCGGCAAGUAAGCAACGUUUAUCAUUGCUUAGACCAUUAUUUUUAUUUUAUUUUAUUAAAUUUACAUGGCAGAACUGAAUUUAUUUUGUUUUACUGACUGUCAAAAUUGUGUAUUUAAUCAUCUUAUAUACAUGUUUCUAACUGUAGACAAAUUAUGGUAAACCCGAUCUUAAGUCGCAACAGACUGUUCGCAAUCUCUAUGGUGCGAUCAAAUUACCAGAGAAGUAUUAUUUGUACGAAGAACAAACUAAAUCAGAGAUUAUGAAUAACAUUCAGAAGUUUAUGUACCGUGAUCACUUUUCUUUUGAUCCUAGGGAUUUGUUUACUUUUCUUGUCGAAUUACUUUUUCAACGUGUUUGUUAAAGUGCCAUGAAAAUAUUUCAUAUUUUUCCCAUACUGUUUCUUCAAUUUUCUUUACUUACGUCUUUUCUAUCUCAGUUCUCUUCUUCCAUUUCUUCUUAGUUCUACAAUUCAGUCUUUACUUUUAUCGUUAUGACAAUUUUAUUUAAAGAAUUCCCCUUCUUACAUAAUUAUGGUGCAUUUAAGUCUUCGUCAACAUAAUUUUGUCUAAAAUAUUUGUUUGUUUUCUUAAAAUACUGACUUUAACAGCUUAGUAUUAUAUAUAAUUAUAUUUCCGAAUUUAUUUAUGUAUUUGAACACGUAAAUAUUGCUACAAAAGGAUACCGAAUACAUAUGCGCCACACAAUUCACUUGAUUUGUAUGUGGGUUGUGAUACUGCCUGGGUACCCAGGUGGUAUUUUAGGGUGCCACAUCCGGAGCCUUCGACCUAAAGGU